Lates calcarifer (barramundi perch) is the source of this 5300-nucleotide messenger RNA. RefSeq names its product rhotekin a (gene rtkna). Bases 1469 to 3550 code for a protein of 693 amino acids. The record is from RefSeq and is a predicted model, not a curated record. Lineage: Eukaryota; Metazoa; Chordata; Actinopteri; Centropomidae. The transcript is spliced from 12 exons. Gene Ontology annotation, cellular component: actomyosin contractile ring. Gene Ontology annotation, biological process: septin ring organization; mitotic cytokinesis; actomyosin contractile ring assembly.
CAUACACACACAACAGCUGCAUCAGGUCCAGGAUUGAUGCGCUGGAGAGGUCUCUGUGCUCAUACUUUUUCAUGUAUGGUCUGGAGAGCAGAGGCAGAUUGGCUGUAAACCAAUUUUUCCCAGAGGAUAGAAGCAGGAUCACCAGCACAAGUCACAUAGAGUAAACUUCAGGAUUAUCUUGUUUUGAGGGCAGGAAGCAAACAGCUGGAGUGAUGGGAAAGGAGACCAGCUUUUUUUCCCCCCUUAUGGAAAUUUUUCUUCCUUUAACAACAACUUUCUCAUAUUUUUGUAACAUCUGACUUCUAGCACUGAAUGUGAAAUUGGGAGCCGAUAUUUUUGUUGGAUGUGGUAAGAAUUGCCAGGAGAGACCUAAAUGAAUAUUUAAAGAGAUCAGUGAUAAAAGAUUGAAACGAACUGUGACACUGGGGAUCUGUGCUAUGAAAUAUGUAUUUGAAUUGGCCAAAUGCUCGUGACCCUGUGACCUACUAAGGCAUGUCUUUCCUUACGUCUCCAAAUUUCAGUUUGUAACAGCAGCAGAAAACGUUUCGGAUUUAUUUAGAAGUAUUUUUAAAAAAGGGACUAUGUAAUGAUAUAUAUUUUUUCUCUUGUUUAACUGUUAUACGCCUAGACUUUUUCUGAAUCUGAUAACUGUUAAGGUGUCUGGGUGUUCGUUUUCACUCCUGCCUCCCCACAUGAAGAGCGCCAGCUGACGCGGUUAUAAUUUCUUCAUUUAUUAUCAAGCCAGUAAAAAGAACAAAGCUCCUCCACCCCGCUACGCUUGUGUGGUGGUGCGGUAUUCGCUAUUUGUUUGUUUAAAAGGGCGUGGGGGCGGCUACAGUAACAUCUUUCUCACUAACUCUUUCCCCCCUUUCUUUCUUUCUUUCUUUUUUUAAAAGUUCAUUUCCAUCAUCAGAGGCGCGUCGCAGGGGUUAAUUUAGCGCCGAGUUGGGGAGCGUCAGGGCGCACACAGUGGGCUAGUUGUGCCGGUCACUCCCGCAGAGGCGAUGCCCUUUUGUGGAGAGGUCUCUUGUCACAGAGAGGACAGACGGCAUUCACAGUCGGGACACGGGGACACAAAGAAGAACUGCAUUUUAAAAGGCUCCAUUCUUUUCUCCGCUGCCGCUGGGUGUUGACUGUGGGUGUUUGAGAGGAUCUUUGUUGCCCGGAGAAAAGUAGAGAAGAAGAAUAAGCGCCGUGAACGGGUUGGGGGGAAUUUUAUGGACAGGGUUACUACAGUGCAGCUGAUGCUGUCAUCCACUCCACCUCUGUCUGCUUUCCCCGGAUUUACCAGUCUUGUUUUGGAUGAGGAGCGGAACUUUUACGCAUUGUUUUACGCACUGAUCGCACGAGUCGCGACUGAACGGGAACUAUCAUAAUGAACUUAGUCUCCCCGGUACCUGCGGGAUAGCGGUUUGAGCCCGACCAUUACCUUAAACAAGAAGUCGUUUUGUGGAUAUUUGACUAAAGGAUGCCAGUUGAUAAAUUCGCAAACAUGGAGGAAAAACUGUGGAUAUUAGAGGAUCUCAAUAUGAUGUACAUCCGUCAGAUUGCACUCAGUUUACAGGACAGUGACAUCCAGAAGAAGAUUGACCAUGAGAUCAGGAUGCGCGACGGGGCUUGCAAGCUGCUGGCCGCCUGCUCUCAGAGAGACCAGGCACUGGAGGCAGCAAAGAGCCUGCAGACCUGCAGCACUCGCAUCAUGGCCUACAUGUCGGAGCUGCAGAGGAUGAAGGAAGCCCAGGUCAUGCAAAAGGUCACGCGGAGGUCGUCGGAUGCGGGGCCGAUGGACGACAGACUCCCAUGCAAAGGAAAAGUGGCCAUCUCAGAUCUUCGUAUCCCUCUCAUGUGGAAAGACACGGAGUACUUCAAGAACAAAGGAGAGCUUCAUCGGUGUGCAGUGUUCUGCCUGCUGCAGCUGGGAGGAGAGAUCUUUGACACAGACAUGGUGAUAGUGGACCGGACACUCACUGAUAUUUGCUUCGACAACACCAUUGUAUUUACUGACGCCAGCCCAGGUUUUGAGCUGCGUGUUGAGCUGUACAGCUGCUGCUCGGAGGACGACUACUCAGCGGGGAGCACGCCGAGGAAGCUAGCCAGCAAACUGAGCUCCUCCCUGGGACGAUCAGCUGGGAAGAAGCUCCGGGCAGCCAUGGAGCCUGGACCGUGCAGUCCCGUCAGCAACGGAGGGGCAUCUCCUCUCCUGCUGCCAGUCCCCUCUGUACCAGGCCCUAAGUACCACCUCUUAGCUCAUACCACCCUGUCACUGUCGCACGUCCAGGACAGCUUUCGCACACAUGACCUCACCAUCUCCGGCAACGAAGAGUGUUCGUACUGGCUGCCACUCUAUGGCAGCAUGUGUUGCCGCCUCGCAGCUCAGCCUCACUGUAUGACCCAACAGAUGAUGAGUGGAUGUUUGAAAGUUAAGCAGUGUGGAGGUGACCCUCAGAGUUGGACAAAAGUGUUCGCAGUUCUGAAAGGAACAAGCCUUUUCUGCUACCACCGGCAAGAAGAUGUGGAGGCUAACAUUGAACCAGCUUUCACUAUUGCUGUCAACAAGGAGACCAGAAUACGUGCGUCAGAGAAAGACCCUCACAGUAAAGUUCAGAACAUCUGCAUUAGCAACCAGUACGGAGGUGAGGAGGUCACACACACUCUGACCACAGACAGCCGCGAGGACACACACCGGUGGAUGGAGGCCUUUUGGCAACAUUUCUAUGAUAUGAGCCAGUGGAAGCAGUGCUGUGAUGACUUAAUGAAAAUCGAACUGCCAUCGCCAAGGAAACCAGCUCCCGUCACACCAAAACAAGGAUCUCUUUAUCAUGAAAUGGUUAUUGAGUCAUCUGAUGACCUCAGCAGCACUGUGUCAGACAUCCUGGCUCGGAGGUUGCAGGAGUUGGAGCUGCGCAGCCAGCUGGGCACCUCUCCCACCUGGAUGUCUGUGUUUGACGAGAACAACCCUAAAAGCGCUGGCCGCCCUCGUCCCUGUACUUCUCGCCUGUCUGGCCACAGCCCCUGCACCCCUCACCGACUGCCCCGGAGCCCUGUGAGCCCUCACCGCUGCCCACAGACGGGUCUGCUGUCCUCAGAUGCAAGUCUGACCUCAGACAGCGACAGCCACUGCAGCACCAGUCCCUGCUCUCAUCACCAUGGCUGGCCCGAGCCCCCCUCAAACUUCUCUCUCUUGUCCUCCUCCCCCUCCCGCCUGAGGCCGCGCACUCUUUCGCUGGAUGCUAAACUCAGCACCCUUCGUGGAAGGGGAUACGGAGGAGGGGGGACCUUCCAGUGCCCCUGCCAGCCUCCUCCCUCCUCGCUGCUCGCCCCGAUCCCCAUCUCCUCUCGUUCACCUCGAUCACAGCGCAGCACACAGACCACGCUCUCCUGCUCCAGCUCCACCUCCAGCAACAGCUCCAGCAACAGUGAGGGCAGCCACAGCCCUGAGUCAUCUGAGGGAGCCCCCUUCUCAAGGCCCUCCCCGGCUCGACGCAGCCUCAGGAACCUCAGGGCCAGACUUGAUCCUCGCAACUGGCUCCAAAGUCAGGCUACCUGCUAGGCCCUGAGAAAGAUAAGCUGCCUCUAGCCUGGUGGAGGAUGGAUCAUGGAAGACCCUCCUGGGGCAAACUGGAAUGUCUUCUAACACAAAAGACAGGUGACAAUCACUGCAGGCGACUCUACACUUUGUGAGUUGCCACAAUUUUGAAGACAGUCCAAAACUAAAUGGGAGGUACUCUUGCUUGCUUUGAGAAAUUAUUGUCAUGUUAAGUGAUGCUAAGAGCUAGGGACUUGCUCUGAUAAACACGCCACACUAGGCCUACUGUCUGUCUUUGGAAUCUAACUCUGAAACUGGAAAAGGUUUUGUUCUGUCCUCUGCAUCAGUCAUCCUGGCCACUCUGACAUUGGUUUCAAGGUCAUCUCUUUUAAUGCACUAGCAGUGUUUUGACUGGAUGAUUUGUAUCUGUAUUAUAUGAACAAAGAUUUGCAGUGUUUAUGCUAUGAAAGCCAGUAAGCAUGUGGCAAGAUGAACAUGCAAGAUGAACAUAAGGUAUAAUCAGUCGAGAGUUUUCACAUGCAAACUGUUAAAUGUGGAGGGAAGGGUUGGUGUUUGUUGCCUGUACUGUGAUAUCUACUUCAGUGUACUUUUCUAAUUAUUCACAUCAACAGAUGAUCUUUGUGGUUCUCCUAAAAUUACUAUGCACCAUUUUUGUUUUUAUUUUGUCGUUUUUGCAUGAUUACACUUACAGUUAAAAUGUUGAACUACUUGAGAUCAUUUCAACAAUGAAUCUGGUGAAAGCUUAACUUAAUGCAAGUGCUCAUACUUACUGUACUGGUUAUUACUGUGAUCUCUUCAGGGUAAACAUCUGUGCUCUGGUCUUUACUUUUACACACUUAUCUGCACACUAUUGACAGACUGUAGUCAGAACUGAGUAAAAGACCCUUUUCAUACAUAGAACAACCCCUAGAAUAAACUGAAAUUAACCAAAGCUUAAGUAUUAUUGAAAACCCAAGCCAUACCUAUAAUUCUGCUACGCUGCCUCACUGCAGUAUUGUAGGAUUUUAUUGAAUAGUGAUUUCUGCUCAUGAAAAAUCCAAUACAAUGUGAAACAUCUAUUGAUCUAUUAUUAUGCAACAUAGAGAUAAAUCUUAGAAAUAAUUUUAUUGUGGCUGUAUUGUAGAAAACUUGAAUACUUACAUAAAACAAAGUCAACUAUUCAGUCAUGAUAGUAAAAGCAAAAUGUAAAUGGUUGGUUUAAACUGCCAACUGUUUUUUUAUGUAAGUUGUUGCCAUUUAGACAACUCACAGCAGUUACUUCUUAUCACAAAACAGAAUCAAAUCUUGUAGGAGAGUCGGUGUCUCUGUCAGUGCAGUAAAGCCUCUUCUUCUUUGUCUCUGUUGUUUACUGUGGACUUACAGUUUCCCUCUCGGGGCUCAGAACUCGGGCAACCAUUUUUACUAAGAUUUAAAACUGUCAAAUGCUUGAAAAACAGCAUUUGUUACUGUAAAUUAAUUUUUAUAAGUUAACAAAUAAACCUCCUCUCUCUGUCUUUUGUUACAUUAUUGAUUUUGUUAUAAAUGCAGCUAUAUUGAUACCUGAUGAUCAUAAUGUUAAUAGAUGAUGUGCAGAUCUUUAACUGUUACAAAUAGAUAACAUUGAAUGUUAUAACCUUGCAAGAGUUUCCCUUGUUAGCAGGCUUUGUGUUCUGCAUGUACGCCGUCCUAGAAGGCGAACAUAAAACAAAAAAUGUGGAAAUCUCAUGAUUAAAUAAUAUAACAUUAAUUAUAAUAAAUGUUUUAUCAACUCACA